CUGGUGAGUUAACCAGGUUAACCAGGGAUAUGAGGUAUAGAUAUAGACACGCUGGUGGGUUAACCAGGUUAACCAGGGAUAUGAGUUAUAGAUAUAGACACGCUGGUGGGUUAACCAGGUUAACCAGGGAUAUGAGUUAUAGAUAUAGACACGCUGGUGGGUUAACCAGGUUAACUAGGGACAUGAGGUAUAGAUAUAGACACGCUGGUGGGUUAACCAGGUUAACCAGGGAUAUGAGGUAUAGAUAUAGACACGCUGGUGGGUUAACCAGGUUAACCAGGGACAUGUGGUAUAGAUGUAGACACGCUGGUGGGUUAACCAGGUUAACCAGGGAUAUGAGGUAUAGAUAUAGACAACCUGGUGAGUUAACUAGGGACAUGAGGUAUAGAUGUAGACAACCUGGUGAGUUAACCAGGUUAACUAGGGACAUGAGGUAUAGAUAUAGACACGCUGGUGGGUUAACCAGGUUAACUAGGGACAUGAGGUAUAGAUAUAGACACGCUGGUGGGUUAACCAGGUUAACCAGGGACAUGAGGUAUAGAUAUAGACACGCUGGUGGGUUAACCAGGUUAACCAGGGACAUGAGGUAUAGAUAUAGACAUGCUGGUGGGUUAACCAGGUUAACCAGGGACAUGAGGUAUAGAUAUAGACAUGCUGGUGGGUUAACCAGGUUAACCAGGGACAUGAGGUAUAGGUAUAGACACGCUGGUGGGUUAACCAGGUUAACUAGGGACAUGAGGUAUAGAUAUAGACAUGCUGGUGGGUUAACCAGGUUAACUAGGGACAUGAGGUAUAGAUAUAGACACGCUGGUGGGUUAACCAGGUUAACCAGGGACAUGAGGUAUAGAUGUAGACAACCUGGUGAGUUAACCAGGUUAACCAGGGACAUGAGUUAUAAAUAUAGACACGCUGGUGGGUUAACCAGGUUAACCAGGGACAUGAGGUAUAUAUAUAUAGACACGCUGGUGGGUUAACCAGGUUAACCAGGGACAUUAGCUAUAAAUAUAGACACACUGUUGGGUUAACUAGGGACAUGAGUUAUAAAUAUAGACAAGCUGGUGGGUUA
This is a messenger RNA of Oncorhynchus keta (chum salmon), 1066 nucleotides long. RefSeq lists its product as uncharacterized. Lineage: Eukaryota; Metazoa; Chordata; Actinopteri; Salmoniformes; Salmonidae. The transcript is spliced from 7 exons. The record is from RefSeq and is a predicted model, not a curated record. The coding region runs from base 30 to 974 and encodes 314 amino acids.